AGCGGCCACUGCAACAUGGCGGCACCCAUGUCAUUUACACGUGCGGUGUGAAGAGACGGCAUUAUUUUGCCCCACAAGCGCAAACAUGAAGAACAAGCCGAUUAAGCACAAGGCGGAAAACACGUUCCGGUUCCAGUCAUUCUCGGAGCGGCUGUCGAACAUCAACAUCGAUGUCAUCCACCGUGUUGGCCCCCACAGACGAACGACGCCAUUUGAGAGCGAAACGUUUGUCGAAGAAGCCCUCGCCAAGUGGUCCGAACUGAACUGCACCGAAGACUAUGAUAAACUAAGGAAUGACAUUGGUUCGGAGAUUCACACCUUGCCCCAAAUUGUGCUUCGCAAGGAUGCACUGUUGGAGAUUAUCAAAACGCAGUUGGGAAACCGCGAGAACAAGGCCCUGGAUGCAGUUCAUGACAUCACAGUUGCUUUGGCCAGAGACCUCCAGUACGACUUCUACCCGAGCUUUCCGGAAGUGUUCCGGCUUGUCUGUGCUCACCUCGACACCCGUGACCCUGAAAUGUUGGAACGAAUCUUCGUCUGCCUCUCGUACCUGUUCAAGUUCCUCUGGCGGUACAUGGUCAGGGACAUAGACCUUAUUUUCAAGUUGUAUGUUCCACUUCUCGGGUCACAACAAAAAAAGUAUGUUCGAGACUUUGCCGCCGAGAGCUUUGCAUUCCUGAUCCGCAAGGUCUCUGAUAAAGAGAAACUUGUUGACAUGAUGCUGGCCUACCUCGAAGCUAACCCACAGAGCACCGACGGUAUUGGUCGCCUGCUGUUUGAAGCUGUCAAGGGCGUCAGAGGGCAAACGCACAGUUGCAUGACCAUGGUGUUGCCCUUGGCACUGAAGCGUCUGGAUGGUUCGGUGUGCAGUGUGGAGGUUGCAUGUCAAGCUCUCCGGCAGACGUUUGUUGCCCUGGCUGAACACCUCGCGAGUCAUGCAGAAAACUCGUCGGCUGUCUGGAACUGUCUCAAGGAGGUUGUAGCGGGUGCAGUUGAAAAGUACGAAUCCAACAAGGAGUCCGUUCUGCCACUUCUGGAAAACCUGGCCACGAUGGUGAAAAUUUGGGUGCUGUUCAAGAGGGGAUUGCUAUCACGGAAGAACGAUGCAGUCUACGAGAUCCUGGAUCUGCUCCUUGACCUUGGCGAGGCAUCGCAGGCACUGACAGCGACGCUUCUGGAAUGCUUGGCUUCGCUGGUAACGAAUGGCGGCACCCCCGUGAGCCCAUCCUCUGGACCUCUCAACAAGCUCGUUGAAAAGAUCUACUCCGGAUCAUUCUUAGCUGGAACCGUGUUCGACUUUACGGGUCAAGUGGUGGAAUGCUCGGCUUUUGAAAAGGAUGUGCUGUGUCACGUGGUUCGGCACUGCGCGAGUUUUGAAGACCGGACUCACGGGCUUUCCCUUAUGGCAGAGGUGGCCCUUCGGAGAAGGCCCAUGCCUGACACGGCUGACGAGCUGAUGCGAUCCUGGAGGCCACUACCUCUCUGCGCCUCGGAUGGCACAAGGGAAGAUGUUGCCUCACUUGCAGAGACUCUUCUCGAAGCCUUGGCCAAAGACGUGGCUGACCCUCUGCUUUGGGCUGGUCUGGUUUGUUUGCCUCAUCUCAGCGCUUGGGGUAAUGCGACGGAGAUGCAAAGAGCUCUGGAUAGAACUCUCCAAGAACUCGGAGAUCGUCUGCAGCUGGAAACACUGCCUGCGUCUUCUGCUGCACGCCUGUCAUUCGUUUUCCUUCAAGCUGUUGCCACUGCUGCCUUGUGCAAGUUCGAAGGUGCCCUGGCCAACAUCACUUGCGACGUCUUAGUAAAAAUUCUCAGGCAAUCACCAGAGAAUGUUUGCUUGCUGAAAGCAGCGGACAUCUUCUUGGUCCAUGCAGCCAAGCAAGUGACGCCUACGGUGCAACAGCCGAAGGAAGACCUGCUGAGGUCGUUCUACGGCAUCCUUGAACAGAACCUGGCCUCACCGCAUGGUGUUGUGAGACUCCUGACCUUACGGGUGUUGUCUUCGUUUAGGCCCGAGGCCGUUCCCCAAGCUCACGAAACGGACGAAAAGCUGGGGGAGUUUGCCUCUGCUUGCCACGUCUUCAACAUCUGCCUCUCGGCGGAGGCUGUGCCUCUGACGGUGCAGGACUACCGCCAGAGGGUCAAGCUGCUGCAGGCACUGAGUUCCGAGCAGCUUGCGGCAGCCGGUGUUUCGCUGAGUGCUUAUUCAAUGGCUCCUGUGCACUACCUGCUGGGCACCCUCCUCGUCAACUUCCAGCUGCUCUGGAAACCGUGCCAGGAAAUCCUUGCCAGUCACGCCAGCGCCAACGGCCCCUUCUGGAGCACGCUGGUGCAGCACUUGACUAUUGUGUAUGACAAGAUAGAAACUUCUGUCCCUGCGGCAUCCGAAGACCAAAGUGGUGUUGACAGUUUGGCCAAUGAGGGACUUGCCGGCGUCUUUGAUGAAGCGCAGGAGGCGGCCACCAAAUUGGCCGACAAACCGGACUACGUCAACCACCGCCACUUGCUGUGGAAUGCGGCCGAACAGUUCGCCGGAGUCGCGGAGAGACGCAGCAGGGAUGUCGUGGCCUUCUUUUAUCAAUUUCUAGAGAAGGAGUUCUGGCCAAACAUGCAGAUCGCACCGCAUCACGACAUACGGAAACCAGAAGAUGCUCCUGCUUUACCUGCUGACGGUGCGGAGAACAAACCAGAGAAGCCUGAGGAGGCCAGUGUCAUCAUCGUAGGCGUAGAUGAGCCGCAGGAUGAUGCAGAAGAUGACGAAAAUGCAGAUGACGAAAAUGCAGACGACAGGGAGGACAUGCCGAUCGAGGAGACCCAGCACAUACCCUCGCGAGCGAGGCUGAAACUUGUCAGGAGCCUAUGUGACCACCUCAGGCUUUUGUCCAAGUUCUCCAACCCACGAGCAGUUUCGAAGCAUGAGCUCCUUUACGAGACGUACCUUGAUCUGCUGACGUUUAGAGAUCCAGAAGUCCAGAAACUUGCAUUUGCCUGUAUUGCCAGCUAUGGCCAAAAGUUUCUGACCCCCUACAGGGAGAACUUUGAAAGGCUUCUGGAUGAGGCCAGCUUUCGUUCAGAAGUUGUUCUCUUCAAUGUUGAUGACGGUGGAGAAGGAGCAGUACGGGCGGAGCACCGAACAGAUGUCAUUCCAAUCCUGAUGAGGGUGCUCUACGGCAAGAUGCACAUGCGCUCUGGUUCGGCGACCGGAGGCAAGAGCAGCUUCAGCAAUCGCCAGGGUACCGUGCUGCGGUUCCUGGCGAGUUGCCAAGAGUCUGAACUCAGUGCAUUCAUGGACCUCGAGCUGGCAACCUUGAAGCAGUACCUGUCAGAUGGUAUUAUGGACACUGUGAACAGCAUACGGGACAACCUGGAUCUUUCCAAAGUGGUGCCCAUUCGUCGCCUUCAUGGCACGUUAGGCACAGUGGAGAACAUGCUGCGGCACCUGGGGGCUCUGACACCUGGCCUGCUGCCCACACUGCUCAAGCUACUGGUCGCCGUGGCCACCUAUGCUGGCGCUAUCCUCUCGCAGAAGGACCGGGUGGUGCGUGCCGUCAUCGGCAACACGCGAGUCCUGCGGUCGCGGGCCAUCGGCCUCGUUUCUCAGUUCUUUGAACGGUUUGACACGUUCGAAUUCACGUCAUCUGAGAUAGACGCCAUUUUCGAGUCGGCUGUGUGGCCUCAGUUGCCUCAUUUGGCUGAGUUGGCCGGGAAGCAGAAGCCCAACCCUCUGCUCAAGUUCUUCCUCACACUGAGCCGGAAUCCCAGGUAUUUUGUGCUGUUUGCCAAAUACAAGGCUGAUGACCCGAGCACGUCUCCGCUACCGUGUCUCGUCUCACUCAUGGGCAACUCGGACAUUUCACCGUCCAUCCUCAAGGUGCUCCUCACGAUCAUCGACAACAUUUUGACACUCAGGGAAAGUGAUGAUGAUGAUAUGGAAGAUCGCAAGCGUGCGCCACCACUGGUGGUGUCGCACUGCUUUGACGUUGAGGCACGGCGCUCUACUGCUGGUUUGCCCGAAAAAUCGGAUGACGAGGUCAACUAUGGGGCACUGUUGAUGUUGCCAUACGUUCCCCACAUACUGCACAAGCUGAAAUCCAUUGUGGAAAGUGCCGUGCGUACCCAGAAGCCGCUGUCACCUGUCGAGCUGAACAUCUUGUUAAGGCAAAACGGUUGUGAGCACAAGUUAUCAACUUGUGUCAUCACAUGUCAUCAACUUGUGCUGAUCAAGGAGUGUUAUUGCUUUUAUUUUUUCAGGAUAAGUGGGCUGCUGACAAACUCUCAACAGUGUGCCGAGUUGGCAAAGCUUUUCGUCGUUGGAUUUAAGAAGCUUCGAAGCCAAGCUCAGGAUUCCGACCAGCAAAAGCUGGCAACUGUCCUCAACUUGGCUAAGGUUGCAGACAAUCCAGACCAACUGUUGGGGUACACCGCCACCCUCUUCUCGAGUCUUGCCAGUCACCAGUCGAGGCGUCUCUUGUGCGACAUCUACGGCGUCGUGGCCGAACGGGUCCCGCGUUUUGCUGAACUGGCAUCGUUUAUCGCCAAGGUGAACUCCUGGAAUCCAAGGUUUGCAGAAGAACCAAAUUACCAGACGAGGCUUGAGGGAUUCAAGAUGGCGGCACCCUUGGUGCUGGGACAGAAAGAAGAACCAGAUGUCCGCAUCGUGCUGGCCGUCAUCUACAACUGCACAUACACCAUUCGAGCUGUGGAUGACCUUGCUCUCAGGGACGCUGCGUCCCAUGCCCUGGCUCAGAUGGGCCCAGUGUUCCAGACCUGGCUGACAGAGGACAGGGCAGCCUAUGAGAAGUGCGUCACCGAGGCUCUGAUGGGUGAAAUUCGUCAGGGGCUGCGUGGCAAGUCAGAGCCCAGCCGCGUGGAAUUUGUGCGCGUGCUGUCGCAACUGUUGCAACAGUGUAGCGAGCACCCAUCCCUGACCGGACUGAGCCAGCUGUGCUGCAGGCAGGACGUGGAGCUUGACUUCUGGGAGAACCUCUGUCACAUACAGCUUCACCGACGCGCGCGUGCCCUGAACCGGCUCGCAGUUUCCUUGAGGGCGGGAGAACUGACCGCACUGACGCCACCAGCCAUCAGCAGCGUGCUGCUUCCGCUGAGCUCGUGCUACCUGUUCAACAGCACGUACACCAAGCAGACGGCCCUGGUGGACGCAGCCAUCGAGGCGGUGAGCGCGCUCUGCUCGCGGCUGCCGUGGCGGCACUACGAGGCGAACCUGUCGCGCUACAUCCAACAGCUGCAGCGGGACACGGAGCACCACAAGAUGGCCAUAAGGUUAGUGGUGGCCAUCCUAGACGCAUUCCACUUUGACCUGAGCAAGUCCAAGGGAAUCCGACAGAAGCCAGGAGCAGCCAAGCCAGCUCAGGAUGCAAUGCAAGCUGAAGGUGCAACUGCUCAAGGAGAAGCUGACGGUGCAACUGCUCAAGGAGAGGUUGAAGAGAUGGAGGCGGAGGCUGAACAGACUGAAAAUGUUGAUGAAAAUGAAAUCCCCCAGGUGAAUGGGGAAGUGGAAGAGACGUCGGUCGACAACAAGGACAAGGCCCUCAGCGAAGAUGCGGCCACGGCCAUUCACACGGCCAUAGCCACUCGUCUCUUGCCAAGACUUCACAAAGUCCUGAACCAAAAGGCCCGCGCGGACGAUGAGCACAAGGCAGUCAAGAUCCACCUCCCCGAGGAACACGAGAUUCUGCGAAUCCCCAUAGCUCUGGCCAUGGUCAAGCUUCUCCAAGCACUGCCUGAUGGCAUGCUGCAAAGGCAUUUGCCGGGCAUCUUCCUCAGGAUCUGCGACUUCCUGAAGUCGCGUUCUCGGGAUGUUCGGGAAGCGGCGCGGGGCACGCUGGUGAAAAUAAUGUCAUCGCUAGGCGCCCCUUACCUCAAGUACCUGUUUUCACAAAUGCGUGGGGUCCUGAAGAGAGGGUACCAGAUUCACGUGCUGACGUACACGGUGCAUGCCGUGCUCUCCUCCAUGUCAUCUGGACUUGUCAGUGGAGACUUGGAUGCCUGCUUCGAAGACAUCAUUGAGGUAUGCCAGGCCGAGUUGUUUUCAGACAUUGCCGAGGAGAAGGAAGUGGCCCAGAUCGGCAGCAAGGUCAGGGAAGCCAAGGCCACCAAGAGCUUUGCCAUCUACAACAUCCUCGCAUCUGUGGCGUCCAGAGACAGCCUGUGCCAGCUGACUCCUGCGCUCUUCGAGGUGCUGCUGUCCACAGCGAGCCACAAGACUGUAAAGAAGUGUGACGAUUGCCUGCACAACAUUGUCAUGGGUCUCUCUGCAAACAAAGGUGUACCGAUGGAAGACCUGCUCAUUUACACGUAUCAGACCAUCAGCCAGCAUGCUCCCAGCCUCGUAGAAAAGUGUCUCGCAGCUGCUGCGUCGCGGUCGCUUUGCGCGAUCUCCACAGAUGUCGCGACGAUUGGCUGUCGUCGAAAUCUUGACUCGAAACAUGAACGCCGCGCGCGUCCAUGCCGCCGCUUCUGGUUAAUUAACCUGGGCUCACUCUUACUUUUUUUUUUUUUUUUCAUUUUUGUAGUGCAGUGUAUGUUACUCUGUUGGCUGCGCGCGCGUGUUCGACGUUGGCCGCUCGACGCUUGGGUGAUUUGCAGAAAGAAGCCCCGGGAGCCCGUGCCGGAGACGCGGUUGCUCGAGGAGAAGUCGGACGUGUACCUGGUACCGCAGGAACCGGCUCGCGGCGGUAUGCCCGUGCGUACCAGCAGGACCGCCAACGGCCACGUAAUGGUCGAAUUCGGCCUCAAGAUCUUGCAUGCUCUUUUGAAGAAGGAGCAGUCAGGAGUGACUGACCGGAAACAGCUGGAAAUGCUGGACCCAUAUGUUAGCUUGAUAUCCAGUUUCUUGGACUCGAGCUAUGUGAAGGUGGUGACAAUAUCGCUGCGAUGCUUUGGACCCCUCCUGAGGAUGCCCCUGCCCAGCCUGCGGCAGCACAUGCGCAAGCUGAGCCAGUCACUGUUCGUGCUGCUGCACAAGUACUCGGGGGCCGGCAUGAAGCAGGGACCGAACUUCGAGCUCCUCGUCCUCGCCUUCAAGGUGAUGACGACGCUGGUGCGGGACCCCUCUCUCUGCCGGCUAAGCAAACAGCAGCUCCUGGUGUUGCUUACGUAUGUCGAACGCGACGUGUACGACCACUCCAGGCAGAGCGUGGCCUUCGCCCUGCUCAAGGCCAUCCUCCACCGAAGAGUGGAUACCGACGAGCUGCACGACUUGAUGGACAAGGUGGCGACCAUGAGCAUCGAAGACGAACAGGCUCACAUUCGGGGCCAGUGCCGUGAGGCCUAUCUACAGUACGUUCUCGACUACCCGAUGAAGCGGCGCAUGAAAAAGGCGGUGGGCUUCUUCACGGCGCAGCUGGAGUACAGCACUGAGGCAGGCCGUCUCUCGGCUCUCGAGAUGCUUGAUGCCUACUCGAGCAAGUUUCCACAGCACACGCUGUCUCACUACGCGCCCACCCUGUUCGUGCCCAUGGCGGCGCGCCUCGUCAAUGACCAGUCGCCAAACGUGCAGCGGGUCGCUGCAGCCGGCAUCCGGAGCCUCCUCGGCAAGCUGGAUGAGGCAUCCAGGAACCCUUUGCUCUCUGUGGUUCUGGCAUGGUGCAAGGAAAAAAUGUUUGCCACCAGGCGUUUGGGAGCACAGACGCUGGGCCUGUUCGCUGAGGUGGAGAAGGAGCGUUUUGAGCGUCACCUGGCUGACGUGAUGCCUGUCCUAGUCGAGGAGAUGCAUCCUGACAAGUUCCAAGAGCUUACGGUGGAAGACAUUGAGCGUGCCAAGGACCACAUCGCCUUCAUGUACCUGGUCUCGCUGACCAAGAUAGUCGACGCCUGCAACGUGGCCCGGGCUCCUGCCACGCAGGAAAGCUUUGGGAUGCUGUGUGGUUAUGCAGAGACGUACCUGCUGUAUCCCCACGACUGGGUGAGGUUGGCGGCAUCUCAGUUUUAUGGCCGGGUGUUCGCGGCGUACACGCCGGACGAAGUUGCUGCAGCGUGCGACCCUGACGCUGAAGCGCCUUCUUCCCAGGACUAUUUGUUGGUCGACACGCCGUCGAAGGUUCGAAGCCUUACGGAGAAGUCCUGCUCUCAGUUCCAGCCGGAUAAUGUCCUGGAAAAGAUAGCUGAGCAGGUCAUUCGAAACCUGAUAUUCCUGACUAGGGUGUCGGUGCGUGCCACGCGUCUAGGCAUCGACACCUUGCACCCCGUAGACUGGAUCGUGAAGAAGGUGUCACACCAGGCCCAUGCAGAGGUGGUGUCAAACCCACGGUCCAUCGUGAAGCGCUCCCAUGUGUUCAAGUUCCUGGCUGCCAUCAGCCUGGACCUGACUCGGCCGGAGCUGCGCUCGCAGCUGCAGCUCAUUCUGAUGCCCAUCUGCCGAGAGCUCGAGGACCAGUCGCCAAGCCAGAAUGAGGAGAUGAAACAGAUGGCAAACGAAGCAACGACCGUCAUAAAGAAGGCAGCGGGCGUGGAUGCAUUCGGCGCUGCCCUGGUGGCACUGCAGGGAAAGCUGGCCGGCAAGAAGUUGAACAGAAAACGGGAGAAAGCCCUGGAGAUGGUCAGGAACCCCGAGGCAGGAGCCCGCAAGAAGAUCAAGCUGCAGUUGAGGAAGAAGGAAGCCCUGAAGCGCAAGAAAUCUGUCCAGUUUGGCAAGGUUAAGAGGCGAAAGGCAUCAUGAGCUUGUAAAGUACCUUGUAAUAUAUUCCUUUUGUGGCAAAUAAUGCCAUGUAAUUGUCUUCUGUAAUUAAAGAAAAAUAACUUCAAUA
Dermacentor andersoni is the source of this 8762-nucleotide messenger RNA. RefSeq names its product small subunit processome component 20 homolog. The record is from RefSeq and is a predicted model, not a curated record. Gene Ontology annotation, cellular component: nucleolus; small-subunit processome; 90S preribosome. Lineage: Eukaryota; Metazoa; Arthropoda; Arachnida; Ixodida; Ixodidae.